Molecule: messenger RNA, 944 nt
Organism: Pipistrellus kuhlii (Kuhl's pipistrelle)
Lineage: Eukaryota; Metazoa; Chordata; Mammalia; Chiroptera; Vespertilionidae
Product: interferon omega-2-like
Exons: 1
Coding region: 228-797 (189 amino acids)
Biological process (GO): defense response; cytokine-mediated signaling pathway; natural killer cell activation involved in immune response
Cellular component (GO): extracellular region
Molecular function (GO): cytokine activity; type I interferon receptor binding
Source: RefSeq, a predicted model, not a curated record
UCAAAAUAGAAUAUUAAUAGUACAGAUUGAUGACAUCUUUUUAAAAAUCCUAAAAGAAAAAAAAAAAAAAAAAAGAAGUGAAAGGAGAAAGAAAUGUUUAGAAAAUGAAAAUUGUGGUGUUCCCUAUUUAAGGGCCCUGCCUAGAAAGAAGGUCACUGCAGAACUUCUGGCCCAAGGUUGUUCACCAGACGCCCAGCUCAGCCAGGCCAGCAGCCCCCCCUUUGCCCAUGGCCCUCCUGCUCUCUCUGCUUACGGCCCUGGUGCUGCUCAGCUCUGGCCCAGCUGGAACUCUGGGCUGUGACCCGCUUGAAGACCACAUCCUGCUCAGCAGGGAGAACUUAGAACUUCUGAGAGACAUGAACAGCAUCUCCCCUCUCUUCUGCCUUAAGGACAGACAGCACUUCCGAUUCCCCCGGGCAGUGGUGGAUGGCAGCCAGGUCCAGAAGGCCCAGGCCCCCUCUGUGCUCCACCAGAUGCUCCAGCAGAUCUCCGACCUCCUGGCCACAGAGAACUCCUCUGUCCCCUGGAACACAACCCUCGUGGACCUGCUGCGCACAGGACUCCAUCGGCAGCUGAAAGACCUGGACACCUGUUGGGCGCGGGAGAUGGAAGAGGAGGGCCCCACCCUGGCCUUGAAGAGGUACUUCCAGGGCAUCCGUCUCUACCUGAAGGAGAAGCAAUACAGUGACUGCGCCUGGGAAGUUGUCAGAGUGGAAAUCCUGAGGUCCUUCUCCUCAACAAUAGCCGCCUUGCAGGAAAGGCUCAGAAAUGAGGAUGGAGACGUGGGGUCGCCUUGAAAGGAUUCUCGCUGAUGAAUGUGCCACCUCACCUUUGCCCAUAGGUUCUUGGUCAUGGGCAACGGAUCUUCUAUCUGCUUCAGUCACAGAACUUACUGAACUUUACUCAGCAAAUCUGUUGUCACAUUCUUAAGGAAGAAAAUGUUA